AUGGUCAGUCCAAAUUGGGUUCCUCCAUUCAGGCUACUAGCGGUUACCUUAUCAUCUUUGAAGCUAGGACCAGCAUUCCCACCAUGGCUUAGAUCACAGACAAGCCUUGAAAUCCUUCAGAUUAGAAAUGCAAGCAUAGCUACAAUCCCAGAAUGGUUUUGGGUUUCAUUUUCAAGGGCAAUGUUUGUGGAUCUGAUGGAUAAUCACUUAACAGGCACACUACCAGCAAGGUUGGAAUUUAUGGCAGCAGAUGUAAUGAUAUUAUCCAAUAACAGACUUACCGGUGCGGUUCCAAAAUUUCCGAGAAAUAUUACAUACAUGGACCUAUCAAGAAAUUCUUUUGGGACAUUGCCGUCAGAUUUUAGAGCCCCACACUUAGAGGCUCUUAUUCUUUAUAACAACUCAAUAUCAGGCCCCAUUCCAUCUUCAUUAUGUUCAUUGUCACAGUUGGUUAUGCUAGACCUAUCAGGGAAUAACCUCACAGGAGAAGUUCCAAGUUGCCAAGAGGGUUCAGUCAACCCACUGCUGCAUAAUCUUAUGGUGGUAAAUUUAAAUACCAACAACCUCUCUGGAGAGUUCCCAAGAGUUCUCCAAAACUGUCAUUACCUCGCACUUGUAGAUCUUUCAUAUAACAGAUUUUCAGGAGACAUACCUGCCUGGAUAGGGGUGAAGUUACCGAACUUAGCAUUGUUACGUCUGCGGUACAAUAUGUUUUCCGGCCAAAUUCCUAUUGAAAUUGGAAAGAUUCAAGAGCUACAGUUCUUAGAUCUUGCCCACAACAAGUUCUCUGGCAGCAUUCCGGACUCACUAGUUCACUUGAGUGCAAUGGCCCGUACUUCUGGAUAUAGUUAUGUUCUCAACUCUGUCAUCCGUGCUGGACGAGGGCCUCAUUUGUACAACUCAAUAUAUGUAGUAGGUUUUUUCAUAGAAAAGGAAUCUUUUCUUACUAAAGGGCAACAACUUGAAUUUUCUGAACAAAUCCCAUACAUGGUGGUUCUUGAUAUGUCGUGCAACAAUUUAACUGGAGCUAUCCCUCAAGAUAUUGGUGCUCUAAUUGGAUUAAGAAGUCUGAACUUUUCAUGGAACAACUUAAGAGGUGCAAUUCCUGAGAAAAUUGGUGGGCUCCAGCAAUUGGAAUCUCUUGACCUGUCAAACAAUGAGCUAUCAGGCCAAAUCCCUUCAAGCAUGACAGGUCUUACCUCUUUGAGCCAUAUGAACCUGUCAUACAACAAUCUUUCUGGAAAGAUACCAACUAAUAAUCAAUUCCAGACUUUUGACGCAUCUGACUACAUUGGGAACAUUGGUUUAUGUGGUUACCCCUUGACGAACAACUGUACAGGAAAUAGUUCAAGUGGACCUACAAAUGCAGAUCAUGGAGAUGGAUCCGAUGAUAUAUCCCUUUACCUUGGUUUGGCUGUUGGGUAUAUCCUUGGCCUUUGGGUGGUCUUCUGUGUGCUGUUGUUUAAAAAAAGAUGGAGCACUGCUUAUUUCGUAUUUGUGGAAGGGCUGCAGGACAAGAUUUAUGUGGCAAUGGUACUGAGAUGGGCCAAUUUGAAGAGGAAAGUAGGUGAAACUUAA
Molecule: messenger RNA, 1578 nt
Organism: Triticum turgidum subsp. durum (durum wheat)
Lineage: Eukaryota; Viridiplantae; Streptophyta; Magnoliopsida; Poales; Poaceae
Source: the annotation of a GenBank genome assembly